Ornithorhynchus anatinus (platypus) is the source of this 993-nucleotide messenger RNA. Its product is annotated as histone H2A.Z. Lineage: Eukaryota; Metazoa; Chordata; Mammalia; Monotremata; Ornithorhynchidae. The record is from RefSeq and is a predicted model, not a curated record. The coding region runs from base 230 to 616 and encodes 128 amino acids. Gene Ontology annotation, cellular component: nucleosome. Gene Ontology annotation, molecular function: DNA binding; structural constituent of chromatin; protein heterodimerization activity. The transcript has 5 exons.
GGAUGAGGGAAGAUUCUGCGGUAUAAAGGCGGCGGGGAAGGCGGGAGCCGGCGCAGUUUGAAUCGCGGUGCGGCGGCGGUGGAGGAGGAGGAGGAGGAGGAGGAGCGGGCGCCGGAAUUCGCGGCCGGCAGUCGCGGGCGGCCGGCAGCCCGGGGCCGGGGAGACCACCCUUUUGCUUUUCCUUCCGCCGCCCGCCGCUCGAGCGUCCGCGCGCCUCCGAGGAAGGAAAAUGGCUGGCGGGAAGGCGGGGAAGGACUCCGGCAAGGCCAAGACAAAGGCGGUUUCCCGCUCGCAGCGAGCCGGCCUGCAGUUCCCCGUGGGCCGCAUCCACCGGCACCUCAAGUCGCGGACCACCAGCCACGGAAGGGUGGGGGCCACGGCCGCCGUCUACAGCGCCGCCAUCCUGGAGUACCUCACCGCCGAGGUGCUGGAGCUGGCAGGGAACGCCUCCAAAGACCUGAAGGUGAAGCGGAUCACGCCGCGCCACUUGCAGCUGGCCAUCCGGGGAGACGAAGAGUUGGACUCGCUCAUCAAGGCGACCAUCGCCGGAGGCGGUGUGAUUCCCCACAUUCACAAAUCUCUGAUCGGAAAGAAAGGACAACAGAAGACCGUCUAAAGGAUGCCUGGAUUCUCUGUUCUCUCAGGACUCUAAAUGCUCUAACGACUGUCCAGUGUUGGUGAUUCCAGUGGACUGUAUAUCUCUGUGAAAAAAACACCCGAUUCUGCCUUUUUGUAAUUCUCUCGGAGCAAGUUGGGAGUCUACUGAGCUUUCCAACCAACCAAAUUUCUGCAUUGAAGUCUUAACCAUAUUUAAGUGUUACUGUGGCUUCAAAGAAGCUAUUGAUUCUGAAGUAGUGGGUUUCGAUUGAGUUGACUUUAAAUCUGUUCGGAUUUUAAUUGUGAUGCAGAAGUUAUAGUAACGAGCAUUUGGUUUUGUACAGACUUUAGUUCCCCUCUGGUGGGUGAGUUCAAUAAAGGUCACAUCCAAAACUA